AUGUCUGCCCGCAGCGAUGAAGCGGCGCCGCCGCACGACGAUCCCAUCAGCCCGUCGUCGUUCGUGGAACACAUCCGCGAGCUUGGCGAGAAGCGUGACAGGGAGGACCAGGAGCGCAAUCGCUUGCUGGAGGAGCAGAUUCUGCAAGGUCGCGCUGAGCGUGCCGCCCGCCGUGCUGAACGCCAACGCUCGCUGUCGCCCGAGAAGGCCUCGCAGCUGAGCACGCCAGCCUCUGUCAAGAGCACCCCGCCGCGCAGCCUGCACCUGGACCUGUCGUCGCCGACCAUGGACGCGCACGACGACGCGCUGCAGCGCCUGACCGGCCCAGCGCCCGACCCGCACGGGGACGAAUCCUCAACGCCUGCAAAGACUUCUCCCACCACUCCCUACACGCCCACCCGGUCGAGCACGCGGUCGUGGCAGCAGCGCCGCCCGACUUCUGCUAGCAGACCGCUCAGCCAGAUCGCCGCCGAGAACAGCGCAUCGCGCUCGCCCGUCGAGACGUCCGAGCCCUUCGACCCCGCCGACGACACCGCCUCGAGGACACAGAUCGCACAAUCGCAGGGCUCAAAGGAUCCCUCGUGGUUCAAGCAAACCCCCGACCGCGGCAUUGGCUCGCGUGCAAACCGCCGCAGCCACGAAGACGAAGACGAAGACGCAGACGUUGCCUCGAUAUCAGACAAGCGGCAAUUGCCCGGCAUGUCGCACGACACGGCCGCUGAGCGCCCGGCAAGCCCGCCCGCCGAGAGUGUGCGCUCCAGCUCGCCGUCCAGAGCGAGCUCCGUGCGCGGCAGCGCCGUCUUCAGCAACAGAUUGUCUCGCGACACGUCAGUGUCCGGCUACAGUGCGUCCGACAUGAAAUCUCCGCUGCCUAUGCUAGAGUCGCAGAAGUUCCGUCCUCCCGCCUCUGAGCCGGACGACACUGAGCAGGCUUCGUCCGAGCGGAUCAUGGCCAUGUCGCCCUCGCAAGGACGAAUGUUGCCCGAGCGCACGCCGUCCCCGACCAAAGGCAUGGGGGGUUUCGUGCAGAGUGCAAUGAUGAGGCGUUCAGACAGCGUGAACAAGCGGUGGAGUGUGCAGACUCCCGGAACCCUCAGCAGACAAAACUCCACUGCCAGCGCUGGUGGUUUUGGCGCCGCGAGCACUCCGAAGCUGGACACGAGACCGCGGUCCCGCGGCCAGUCCACUGAGCGGCCAAGCUCAAGUCACAGCAACACCACCGAGAAAGGCGAAGUCGCUGAGGAGCCUUUCACAAAACCAGCCAAGGCCUUCCGCCACAACAGAGGAAAGUCCGUCAGCUCCAUCACGCAGCUUGGAGAGAACCGCUCAGGAGGGAGCUCGCCUGCGAGCCCUAACAAGCGAUGGAGCCGUAGCCCUACAAAGUCGAGCUGGCUCGAAAGUGCCUUGAGCACGAAGCCUGAUUCGCCAAAGCCGAGGCCGCAGCCCGAGCAGCCGAGUUGGAUGGCAGAGAUCAACAGGAUUAAGGCACAGAAAGCGAGCGUAGAUCUCUCCAGGCCUGAGAAAGCCGAUACAGAUCCACCAGCAACUCCAACUAGCCCUACAAAAUUCCCCAGUCGCGACGCUCUCCGCAGACCAGAAUCACGGGGAUCUGCACAGGGGCCCGUUGCGCAAUCACCCGAUUUGGGUCAGGGUCCGCCCGAGAAAAUUACCGACCGUGAACAACAUCCUGCUCCUGAAUCGGCCAGCCACAUAGCAUCUACGCCCAAAGGACAGCCAGACACCCUGUCAUCUCCUAAAAUGGAGACGGCGAAGGAAUCUGCUGCCAGCCCGACAUUGGGAAACCCUGCCGACAAGGCCGACAAGGCCGAGAAGCCGGCGGUUGGCCUCAAAUCGCCUGCUCUCCGCGGGGGUGACCCCCCUGCAUCCAAGCCAGAGGACCCCUCAAAGUCGGACUUCCGGUCCGCAUUGAAGCACCGUCAACGCCAGUCCGAGUCUGUCAGGCAGGGAGAGUUGGAGUUCCAGAAUGUGUUCGGCAAGCUCAGGAAGACGCAUACUGAGAAGUUUGUCGCACCGGACACGCUCAAAGACAAUAUCAGCCGAGGCAAGGAUGCCCUCAACGUUACCGGCGGUCCUGCUCCGCGCGUGAAGAAGGAUGAAUUCAGGGACAGCCUCGUCAAGCAGCGGCAAUCCAUCCAGAUGAAGGCGGAAGAAGGCGGGGGCUCGCACGUCAGAACGGGAUCUCUUGCGAAGCCUGCAGCACCGGUUGCAGAAGCUCUGGAGAUACGCAAGAGCCUUGGCCGCAACGGAAGCGUUUCAAAGUUUCCGACCUCGCCAGCUAAGGAGGUGCCGUCUCCCGCAGCAACGCCGGAGCCCAAGGAAUCGCCCGAAGCACAUGAAGCUGCCGAACAGACUGUCACCGAGAGCGAGUCCAAAACACCUGCUUCGCCCGCGGAAGAGGAGCCCCCAGCCAAACCUGCCUCGCCCGCUAAGGAGGAGCCUCCGGCCAAACCUGCUUCACCUACAAAGGAGGAGUCUCCGGUAAAGCCCACUUCACCUACCAAAGAAGAAGCUCCAGCCAAACCUGCUUCGCCUACAAAGGAGGAGCCCCCGGCCAAGCCUGCAUCUCCGGUCAAAGACGAGUCUCCGGCGAAACCUGCUUCGCCAGCAAAGGAAGCGCCUCCAGCCAACGAGGCCCUCGCGAAGUUGAAGGCCAUGCGUGAGAGGAAGCUCACCGAGUCUUCCAAGCCGGCCACGACUCCCAAAGAUGCUGACGCACCGACAAAGCCAACCAUCAAGGUCCCGGGAAAGCUGUCUGAUCGUUUCAACAACUUGCCCGACGCAUCGAAGCCUGCCGGAAUACCCGGGAGACCUGCCCUGAAGCCGGUGGGCAAGCUCGCUGAUCGCUUCCCCGGAGCAGGCGGCGCACCGAAGUCGCCAAAGUCACCGGACGUUGAAGCACCUUCGCCAUCUAAGCUGACCGGCAGGGCGCCUGGAAAGCUUGCAGACCGUUUCAAUGCCCCGGAACCCUCCAAGCCUGCCUCACCCCCCAAGCCUGCCUCACCCCCAAACGAUGAACCUGCAGGCAAGCUUUCAAGUAGAGCAUCCGGAAAACUAGCCGAUCGCUUCAACCCUGCUUUGGCUGCUAUGCUUGCUCGCGGGGGCUCUCCUGGCGGACCCGCUCCGGGUGCAAGGGACUCUGGUCCGGCUGCUGCGGCAAGCCCUGCGGUGGAACCGGAGGCAGGUUCUACGAAGGAACUCACCCAUAUGACGAAGGGCCGCGCGCGUGGGCCCAAGAGACGGGCACCUAAAACGACGGCUAAGACGGACGCCGCUCCGGAACCAGCUGCGGAGAUCGCCUCCCCAACGCCGGUCCGGAAAUCUUCAGUUGUUGCGAACGUUUCUCUCGUCAAGGACAAGGACGUCUUGCCGAGCUCGCCCACCAAGGUCGAAAAGCCUGAGGAAUCCGUGCCUGCUUCGCCUCCCGAGUCGAAGCCCAAGCCUGUCGCUCCCGCUAAGUCAGCUGAGGUUACGAGAAGGGUAUCGGCUAAGCUGGACAGCCCAUCGGAGCCUCCGGUUCCUGCUAAGAGUCCCGAGUUGUCGAGGCGUAUUUCUGCGAAGUUUGAGCAGCCGUCUACGCCGCCGUCGCCAGGUGUGAAGAGUCCAGACCUCGCAAAGAGAAUUUCUGCUAAGUUCGAGCAGCGGAAAUCUCCUCCACCUGAGCCGUCCACUCCCAAGCCGUUGGAGCUAUCCAAGAAGGCCUCCGGCAAAUUCGACUCGCACCAAUCCACGAUGGAACUAGACUUGUCGGGAGGAGCUAAGACUGAAUCCCCCAAGAAGGUGGAGCCUCCUACCGAAGAAGCCGCUCCAGCCACGGCCGCUUCUCCCACGAAGCCUCAGUCGCCAGUCAAGCCGGCAAGCCCUUCCAAAGAGGAGGCCGAGGUAAAGGCUCCUUCACCUAAGGCUCCUUCACCUAAGGCUGCUUCACCCAAGCCUGCCUCGCCCAAGCCUGCUUCGCCUAAGCCUGAGUCGCCUACUAAAGUUAGCAGCCCGUCCAAAGAAGAGGCCACGUCCAAGCCAGAGUCGCCAAUAAAGUCGGAGGGUCCGGCUAAGACGGAGGCCGGGGCCAAGUCGGACAUCGCGAAGAGAAUCGCCGCCCUCAAACAAGGGGGCGAUCAAGCUGCCCCCUCGCAGCCUGGUUCCACAAAGCCUCUCUUCUCUGGUGCAUCCCGUUUCAACAAGGAUGUCAAGUCUCCCACAAGCCCAUCCACAUCAAGCCCGAGCACUCCCACCGUUGAGUCGCCCAAGCCACAGAAACCCUUACCGCAGCCUCCUGCUGCUGAAGAAGCAAAGCCUCCGACUCCCGCUAAGGAUAAACCCGAGACUGUGAGCAACUCGGUCAAGGGUGUCGCCGCAAUGUGGGGGCGCCAGCCUGAACCUGUCUCAUCUCCUCCUAGAGUGAAGUCGCCCGUCAAGCUCCCCACGAGGAAGGAUGAGCAAGAGGCCAUGGAGAAUGCUGGUCUGGCAAAGCCAGAGUCCCCUAAGCCCGUCGGCCUUGGAAUUGCCUCUCUGAACGAUAACAAAGAGAACUUUGUUCCUACUCCGAGCGUCAGGAUUAGCAAGGAGCUUCCAGCGCCGCCGACCAAGACCCCUCUUUCCCCUCCAACGUCCGCCGGAACCCCUCCUCCCAAACCAGUGAAGAAAGACUCCAUCUCUUCAAUGCGCAAGGGCUCCCAAGAGUCUCCCAUUCCUCAGCAGUCUGAGGCUGGGCAACUCUUCGCCGAUUUCUUCGAUGACGCUCCAGUCACGUCGGGGAAACUGGAUGUUGAUGCGCACUCCGUCCUCACCAGCAGCCCGCUCAAUGCCGAGAGGGUCAAGACCUUGAAGCAUGAGAUCCAAGAGAUCUCCGGAGACGGCAAGCUGACGCCGAUUCCGCCACAGGAGGAGCACAUUCUCUUCGACAACUCGAUGUACCUCUGCAACCACGCGUUUGCAUCCUCGAAUGGUGCAAAGCACACUGAGGUGUACCUUUGGACUGGCUCCGCAGUGCCGGAGCCGGCGGUCGAAGAUGCCCAGCUGUUUGCCCGUAAGGCAGCGCGCGACGUGGGCGGCAAGCUCCUCAUUAUCCGACAAGGCAAGGAAUGCCCCAACUUCUUCCAAGCCGUUGGCGGAAUCCUUGUCACCAGAAAGGGAAGUCGUACCGACCAUUCUAAGCAGUACAUGCUUUGCGGCCGUCAGCAUCUGGGCCAUAUGGCCUUUGAUGAAAUCGAGCUAUCCAUCAACAGCCUUUGCUCAGGCUUCCCGUACCUCGUCUCAUCUCGGACCGGUCUUCUCUCCGGAAAGAUUUUCCUGUGGAAGGGCAAGGGCUGUACCGCUGAAGAGCUCGGAUGCGCCCGUCUCAUCGGCAUGGACCUUGGCCUGACGCCCGAAAUUGAGGAGGUCGAGGAGGGCAAGGAGCCUGCCUCGUUCCUUGAAGUGUUUCCUGCACCCGCCAACGGAAAGGAGAAGAAGGUGCCGCGGUCGGCGGACCACUGGCGACUGAAGGCCAAGCACGAAAAAUACGGCGUCCGAUUGUUCCGCGUUGACGAGAAGCCGUUGCAUACCGGCGGUAGCUUCCAGGUGAGCUCUUUAUGGCCCGUUUCUUUCGUGCGACGAGUUUCGCAGGCGAGCACCACAAGUACCCAAGGACCAUCCUCACCAACAGAAUCAUCUCCCCCGCAGAACAAUGCCGGUCCUGCCUCUAACGGAGCACCGAAGCCGAACAUGACGGCGGAAGUGGUGGAGAUUGCCCCGUUCAGCCAGGCGGAUCUCGAACCCGAGAACAUUUACGUUCUCGACGCCUUCUUCGAGAUUUACAUGUAA
Molecule: messenger RNA, 5820 nt
Organism: Diplodia corticola
Lineage: Eukaryota; Fungi; Ascomycota; Dothideomycetes; Botryosphaeriales; Botryosphaeriaceae
Product: gelsolin repeat protein
Exons: 2
Coding region: 1-5820 (1939 amino acids)
Biological process (GO): actin filament severing; barbed-end actin filament capping
Molecular function (GO): actin filament binding; phosphatidylinositol-4,5-bisphosphate binding
Source: RefSeq, a predicted model, not a curated record